UGUCAAUUCGCUCUGCAAAAGCGAGCAGCGUCUUUCCUCUUUCUUUCACAAUCUAGCACCUCCAAGUCCGAUCCGCUCCGACUGGUCUCUUUUUGCAUAUGAUACAGUCCCUAUCUGUGCCAACGCUCUAGGACUCCCUGUUGCAUUGCACCCAUACCGCAGAGAAUUUAGCUUCGUAACGUAACCUAUCACUCGUUGAGCUCAGCCUGGACUGAUUUCUUCUUACCAGCUUCACCCAAAAAAGCAUGGAUUGUUUAUGAAGAACUGCGUGACAUGGGUACCAACAGAAGCCAGCGAGGCGGCGGAUCUGUUCGACAUGAUGAUGCCUUGCGAGUGUAUUUACUGAGAACAUGGAACCAGCGAUGAAUGAUUGUCGAGUGUAGGCCAGGAGGAAGUGUUUUAUUUUUUUAUUUUUUUAUUUUCUUUUUGUCUUGUCUUGAUCCCUCCAUGUGCAGGUUGUUCUCCAGGCAAGCCUUAAUGCCCGGACGCGUACUACGAGUCAGAGGUGCUUUCCUCACCAGCCGCAGCCCCAGCGUGACUCUGUGAUUGGCGUGACACUGACUCGGUGCUUCUGCCAGUACCGUCAACGAGUGAUCCUUUCCCGAUUCUCUCUCAAUGUACCCACUAGAAUCGAGCAGCCUCAGGUAAUAUCCAUUGCAAUGUGUACGGCAGACAUCGUCACCACGUCUUGCAGGAAUAUUUCGAAGUAGUAUACAGUUUUCGUGUGCAGCUGCUUGUGUUUUCUAGGUUGCGACUGGUGAAUGUAGCUGCUCUCUUCUCUGGUGACCAUCUUGAGUAACCUUCAAGCAGAGGACUCCGGACUCUUGACUUUUUUUGAAGUGUUUGCGUUGAAGUCUCUCGUGGAGAAGGUUUGCUUCCUGAUGGGGUUUCGGGAAGGAUCAUUGAAAAGGUGUCAAUAUUUGUUGCGGAGUAACGGUUCGUGGCUUUAAUGAUGAAUUGAUGCUUUCUGAGUGGGUUCUCUAAUGCUCUAAAUGCUUACCAUGGUGCUCUUUAAUAGGAAUUUUGUUGAUGAUAAAUUUCUGUUGGAUUGUAUAAUCACCCCGCAUCCAGGUUGUAGUGAAGCUUGCAAGUGGGUCCAGUCGAUCUAAACUUUUGGAAGUUCAAGGGCCGCUGUAUGUGUGCAGCACAUUGGAAGAAUGGCUGAUUUUGCGCAACCGGCAAAUGCAUUGAUAACUUGAGAGGGAUAAAUGCCAUAAUAACUUCCAAAGUGCAGCACUUCGAACGAGGGCUCACAGCUAUAGUCACAACAUUCUGCUCUUCACAGAUCUGCUAAAUAUUGUAACACUCAAAGAUACGAUUUAACGGCAUUUUGCAUCCGACGCUCACACGGUAACUUCAUGGCGUAAAAAUUGAGAUCGAAUCUACUCGAAUUUUUUUAUGAACUUCUAGACGUUUUCUACAGAGGAGCUGCGCUUUGCAUUACAAUCGAGAGAGAUAGGCUCCAGCACAUAAUAGACCAACCCCUUUCAUUUUAUGUUCCCGAAUAGCUCGUCCUGCUCUCUAAGUCACACGAACCUUGUGAUAGAUUUCAAGGUUGUUCGUAAAUCUUUGGACUCCACGUGACCUGAAAAUUACAUGACUCAAUUGCCACAUAUUGUGACAAAGUUUUGAAGAUGAGAACCUUCGGCAAAGCUGGCCAGCCUUCCUGGGUGAAGCCACCAUGCCUCUGCUCAGUUGCCGUGGUCAUGGUGUUCACCAUGGGAAUGCUCAUCGCACCUCUUAUGAGACUCUCAAGAAAAGUCAUAUCUGCCGAUGAUCCAUCAACACAAUUGGUUUCAUGGGUGGAGUCUUCAAACAACCAAGUAGUGGAAGACCUACCAGUCUCGGGGGAGAUUCCUCAAGUCACGGACGAAGUCUUAGCCACAAUUUCAGACUCUAAAGAUGUGACACCGACAAUUGUAGAAGAGGAAAAAGAUGGGGAGGUGAAGCACGUUUUGCAGCUGCCUUCGCAGCAAGAGAAACAAUGCAACAUAUUUGAAGGCAAGUGGAUCGAGAACCACUCCGAACCUCUUUACCAAAACGAAACCUGUCCGUUUUUGUCGCAAGGACAAAACUGUCCUGGCAAUGGAAGGUCCGACUCUGGCUACCUUAACUGGAAAUGGAAGCCCACUGAGUGUGAGCUUACAAGGUUCGAUGGGCUCGCGUUCCUGGAGCUCAUGCGGGGGAAGACGUUGGCCUUUAUCGGAGACUCUGUGACGCGAAAUCAGUAUGAAGCCUUAAUGUGCAUGUUGUUGCAGGUCGCUUCCGCAAAACCUACUGGCAACAGAAAGUUCCAAAGAUGGGUUUUCCGAGGCUACGACUUUAAGGUGAUUCGGAUCUGGUCUUCCUGGCUUGUGCACGUCUCCACGGACUCCAUAGACUUCGCUCCUGCAAAUAUGACCAAAUUGCACCUGGACAUCCUCGACGAGAAAAUUUCAGAGUUUCUACCGAUGUUCGACGUCCUGGUGUUGGCGUCGGGCCAUUGGUGGCCGAAAACGGCAGCAUACAUCAUAGACGGUAAAGUAGUCGGUGGCCAAACCUGGUGGAAUGGAACAUACGAAAAGAAGUAUGAUGUUUUGGCGGGGUAUGGCGUUGCGAUGAAGACAGCUUUAAAAGCCAUUAUCGCUUACCCUGAUUACAAAGGUUUAACGAUUCUGCGAACCUACUCUCCGGAGCACUACGAAGGAGGGGAAUGGAACACGGGAGGCUCGUGCACAGGCAAGACGAAACCACUGGAGGAAUCAGAGCUCGCGCGAAAUUCCUACGCAGACACGCUCUACGCCCACCAAAUCGAAGCCGUAAAAGAGGCAAGGCGCAUCGGCGAGAACGCGACGCGCAUACGAGUAAUGGACAUCACAAGGGCCUUCUCCUACCGAGCAGACGGGCAUCCAGGGCCAUACCGCAACAGGAAUCCUAACAAGGUGGUGGAGCGUGGACGCAACGGGAAGCCGCCCCCACAGGAUUGCCUGCACUGGUGCAUGCCCGGCCCCAUCGAUACCUGGAACGAGUACCUCUUCGCAAUGCUGCAGCGCGAGUUUAUUCCUUAGAACUCUCCGCAGUUGCGACGAUCGAGUGUCUCGAUUUGCCAGAGGCUGCCAUGCGAAUCAGAUUUGCUUGCGCAUUCUGCAAACAUUUAUAACCUCGUCAUCGACUUCCAUCCUCUCGUGCCCCAGCAGGCGUCGACUGGGAUAAUCUCCACACCACGGAUCAGAUCGCGCUCUGUUGCGAUCGUCGCGGCGUCGAAUCUGCGGCCAGUUCUAGAAGCGGAACCGACGCAAAUCGUCGAUUCAAAUGACCGUUGUUGCAUUCGAUAACACGAGAUUGGUAAAAUUUUACAUUCCAAUUCGCAACUGUUGCGGCCCCAUCUACCGACACCGAGCGUAUGUCUAGGGUGGGCGAUGUGGGUUCAGUCUCCACAUCACUCUGUUGAUAAAAAUAAGAUCUGAUGACAUGAAACUUGAUGGCAACAAUACUUUUGAUGCAUUUAGUGAUGAGCAGAGAUUAUUCUGGAUAGGAUUUUAUUCUGUACUUGAUAUUGUGAUGCUUUUGGAUGUAUUAUUGUGGUAAUGAUAGCCCACAAAUUUCAAUGAAAUUUAAUGUUACUUUGUAACAAGAUUUGAAGUA
Physcomitrium patens is the source of this 3624-nucleotide messenger RNA. The record is from RefSeq and is a predicted model, not a curated record. Lineage: Eukaryota; Viridiplantae; Streptophyta; Bryopsida; Funariales; Funariaceae.